Molecule: messenger RNA, 1509 nt
Organism: Penicillium waksmanii
Lineage: Eukaryota; Fungi; Ascomycota; Eurotiomycetes; Eurotiales; Aspergillaceae
Exons: 3
Coding region: 1-1509 (502 amino acids)
Molecular function (GO): oxidoreductase activity, acting on the aldehyde or oxo group of donors, NAD or NADP as acceptor
Source: RefSeq, a predicted model, not a curated record
AUGGCUUCAUUAUCUGUGCAGUGUACGGCCCCCAACGGCCGUGUCUGGACCCAGCCCACUGGUCUUUUCAUCAACAAUCAAUGGGUGAAGUCGUCAACAGGCGAAACGAUUGCCAGCAUCAACCCUGCAAAUGCCAACGAGAUCACCUCCGUCUACGCGGCUUCCGAGCAGGAUGUGGACACCGCUGUGAAGGCUGCACGCGCCGCACUCAACAACCCAACCUGGAGAGAUCUCCCUGGAGUUGAGCGCGGUAAGUUGAUGAACCGCCUGGCGCAGCUCAUCGAAGAUAACCGCGAGACCCUUGCGACGAUCGAGACCUGUGACAACGGAAAGCCUUAUACCGUUUCGCGCGACGAUGACCUGACUGAGACUGCCGAAACCAUCCGCUACUACAGCGGAUAUGCCGACAAGAUCUUCGGACAGGUUAUCGGUACUACCCCAGACAAGUUUGCCUACACUGUGCGCGAGCCAGUCGGUGUUUGCGGCCAGAUCAUCCCAUGGAACUUCCCUCUCUCCAUGGCGGCCUGGAAGCUUGGACCUGCUCUUGCUUGCGGCAACACUGUCGUCCUGAAGCCUGCCGAGCAGACCCCUCUCUCAAUCCUGUUCUUCGCCAAUCUCGUCGUGGAAGCUGGCUUCCCUCCCGGUGUUGUGAAUAUUGUUAACGGUCACGGUGCCGUUGCUGGUGCGGCCCUCGCUUCGCAUCUGGAUGUGGACAAAAUCGCAUUUACCGGUAGCACCGCUACCGCCAAGCACAUCAUGAAGAUGGCUAGUGUGAACCUGAAAAACAUCACUUUGGAAACCGGUGGUAAGAGUCCUCUGGUCGUCUUCAAUGAUGCGGAUCUCGAGCAGGCCGUCGAAUGGGCACACAUCGGAAUCAUGUACAACCAAGGCCAAAUCUGCACAGCGACCUCUCGAAUCCUCGUCCAGGAUAAGAUCUACGACAAGUUCCUGGCAGCCUUCAAGGCUCAGAUCAAGAAUGUCUCCAAGGUCGGCGAUCCCUUCGAUGAGGCUACCUUCCAGGGCCCUCAGGUGACCCAAGCUCAAUACGAGCGCAUCAUGUCAUACGUUGAUAUUGGCAAGUCGGAGAAUGCUACUCUUGCAGUUGGCGGCAAGCCCUUCAAGGGAGUUGGCAAUGGCAAGGGCUUCUUCUUCGAACCAACUGUCUUCACGGACGUUGAUCCCAAGAUGCGCAUCUAUCAAGAGGAGGUCUUCGGUCCUUUCUGCGUUAUUACCCGCUUCAGCACUGAGGACGAGGCUGUUCAGAUGGCCAAUGAUACUACCUAUGGCCUGGGCAGCGCCAUCUUCACCACCAAUCUCACUCGGGCUCACCGUGUCGCAAAGCAGAUCCAGGCUGGUAUGGUAUGGAUCAAUUCCAGCAAUGAUAGUGACUGGCGCAUUCCGUUCGGUGGUAUUAAGCAGAGUGGUAUUGGCCGCGAACUGGGUGAGGCUGGCCUGGAUGCCUACUCUUCUGUGAAGGCUAUUCACGUCAAUAUGAAGUCCAAGCUCUAA